UCAUCGGUGAUGGCGGGUGCGUCGGCCAGCCGAGGGAUCACCACCACAGGCCGAGGGAUCACCACCACAGGCCGAGGGAACACCACCAGCAGCUGCAGCCGCCGCAGCACCAGCGCCAGACGUCUCUCCGCCUGCACAGCACACAUGGGAUACAGUCAGCCAGUCAGAAGUGCGUGUGUGUGUGUGUGGAUAUGUAUUACUCUGACCUACCUUCUGCCGUGAGUGUGUUCUUCCAUUGCUGUCUGGUGCGUCGGGCGUGUUGUCGGACGUGUUGAACGAUGCGCGCCUCGUAGUCUCCCUGCCCCUGGUAGAAGGCCAUGGCCAGGGUGCUGUCGACGGGGUCGACGUAGUCUUCGUCAAUACACACACACACAUAGCAAGAGAGACCUCGGGAAAGUGUGCAGGGAAGCAAGGCGACACUGUUGGAGUGUUUCAGACCUGGGUUGAGCAGCAGGCCGUAGACGUUCUCCAGAAUGCUUCUCACAGUACUGCACACACAUCCAAUGCGCACACACAUGAGAGGACGGUCGAUGGCCAAAGAGCGUGUGGUGCUGAUGUACCCCACCUGUCGGUGGUGUAGGCCCGGCCGAGUAUUGGGUGACAGACUUUGCCGUAUGCGUUGACGUUGGCGUGUUGGAUGGGCGUCUCGAAGCGCAGCUCAGGGGGACGGUUGGGGUAGUCGGCGGGGAAGAUCAUGUACAGCAGCCACGUGCCGCCCUUGUACACCGUACCAUCAGGACCCUCCUGCACACACACACACACACACAAUGAACACGUCGGCCCGCCCAGGGCAUCGCCGUCUUUGUGUUGCCCACGAGUACCAUGACGAUGCGCCAGAAGCCAAUGUCCGUCUGCGACGGGUAGACGUCGAUGGCCGGGUGGGGAUGCUGCAGCAGCCCCCGCAUCUCACGCAUCAGACGACGGCUGCGCUCCUGGUUGCCACCGCCGCCCUCACCACCACCACCACCCGACACACGUGCCGCCCGCUGACCCCCGCCCUCUUGAGCGGCAUGGCCGUGCGACGCGAUGCGGGCGCUCUGGCGCCUGCCCCUCACCCAUUGCGACCCCUCUCCCUGUCCCUGCCCCUGCCCGCCCUCUCCGUCUUCAUCUGCUUGGUUGUUGGCCUGGAGUGCGGCUGCGAGGCUGCGGAAUGUCUGGUUGGCCAGCAGCUGGGCCACCUGGCGGCGGGGAGGGACGGUGGUGUCGUCGCAUACGUCGAUUGGGAAGCGGGUGGAGUUGGCGAGCAGCCUGGAGCACACGAAUUCGCUGUUGGGCAGAGUGUCGGGCCGCAAGUUGGGCGGCCGCUCGGAUGCUGCAUGCACACAGACAAGUGACUCCAGAGGAUGGGCAAGGAAUCUGUCUUUGGUGAAUGCACGGCCUUGACUGACUCAUUUACCGCUGAGCAUGACUUCGAGUUCGCAGAGUUUGAGUGCAUUGCGGAUCGAGUCGGGCUUGAACACAUAGCCGCCGGUGGCCUUGGCCAGAUACUUCAACUGACCAGAGAACACACCCAUGGUAGAUGGACGUUCACCCUCUGGUCAAGAGAGAAAGUAUUCCUGGCUGACCUGGUCGUUGUCUGUGCCUCCUACGAUGACGGCGUCGCACAGCACAUUGCUCUGCCGCAGCGCCUUCGACUCAGAGAACCUGCCACACACCACACAAAUACACACACAUGGCGUCAUCCGUCCUGUGCGUGUAUGUGUGUGUGGUGGGCACCAUGUGGUGAAGCUGCGGUUGUCUUCACCGUCGCUGAGGACGAUGAUGCGAAGCUGGGCCUUCUUACGGGAGGGCUUGGCCGCCUUCCACUUGACCAACUCCUCGCGAGCCCUCUUGACAGCAUCGAAGAUGGCGGUUCCACUUGACCAACGAGCGUCAUCCACUGCACGCCUGAAACGCUCCAGAUACGGACCUGCGCCGCACACAACACACACCACAUGUGGCACACACAGGGGAUGGUGAGGCCAUGGGUGGAUGUCGCUGUGACGGUGUGUGUGUCUUCCUUACUGAGUUGGCAUGUGUAUCUGAUGUUGGUUGGGUCAGAGAAGAGGAUGAGUCCGAGGCAGUUGGGGGUGUCGUAGGCCUCAAUGCGGUUCACCAACGUCUGGGCCAUGGAAGGAAGGAGGGAGGGACACUCAUCGAUGGAUGACCCAUCUUCACGUGUGUGAGUCUAUCUGCCUGUCGACCCACCAACCCACUCCCCCGCCCGCUUACAUACCGAGAAUAGCUGUGCCACGACGCGGAGUCUGCGCAUAAAUGCGUCCUCGCGGAAUGGCCUCGGCCGGCUGUCGUACUGGUCCUUGACAAAGGUGGUCCGCUUCGACAUGGAAGAGGAGCAGUCGAGCACCACGAUGAUUGCCUCGUUGAUAUGCCGCUCCACCAGCUCGCCCUCGCCCAUCUCGCCAACGUGAGACGAUACCUUGUCGGCCAAUUGCUGCAAAUCGAAGACCAACUCACACCCCCGCAAAGGCCGGUACAUGACGCGGCCACUCCCACAUGGCUCCAUCCCUGCACACACAUGAGGCAGGCCAGACAGGGGAGGAAUCGAUUGACUGGUUCACGGUCCCUGGCCACGUACGUGCCCGUCGCGUGUGUCAUCCCUGACCCACCCACCCACCUCUGUAGACUGCCGUGCGAAGGUCCUCGUCGAUGGUCAGCGCUGGAGCUUGUGCCUGCCCCAGAGCGGCCGGACUGACGAGCUGCAGACACGUGACCUCCCUCGGUCUGGCAGCAUCCUUCUUGACCAUAUCCCACUGGUACGCCAGGCUGCGCAACGCCGUGUCCAUCUCUCCCUCCUCCAUGGCCUCGUCCUCAGGGGGUAGCCACACGAGCACCUCCAUGCAGCUGGGAGGGGUCGCCUGCAGCAGAAGGGCCAUGUGCUUGGAUGGGGAGGGCACUGAUGAGGAGGAAGAUGACGACAUUGACUCGUCGCGGAGGCCGCUGUACAGCUUCAUCAAACGAUCGCGGACUGAAAAGAAGGGAUGCAUGGAGAACAGAUGAGUGGGGCCCUGCCGUACGUACGUAAGUAAGUCUAUCUAUCGUGUUGCCUGCCUGCCGUCCUACUAUGCAUUCACCCACCAACCUGUGAGGUUGGAUUCUUGGACAUUUUCGCUGUAGACUGGGCGUGUGAGGCGGGCGUGGGAUGUGGCACACGUGAGGGGCACCUUGCGGUAGGCCUCGGUGUCGCCAUCCUGGCUGAGGCCACGACUCGGGAGAACGUGGAGCAGCACACGGGAGUGCUCGAACAACUGCUCGUCGGGAAUGGUCGAUGGGGCCAUCUCACGAAGCAACUGCAAAAUGGACAGCGAGGCACGGGUGGGCCCUGAAGUGAGACGGCAACGCCUUGGUUUGGACGUACCUUCCACAUGACUCUGGCGACGAGUGCCUUGUCUGCCGAUCCGAUCUGCUUGGCGGUGCCAGUCUUGGCCGACAGAAUCACACGCAUGGCGUACACAGCGGGCGGGAACGACACGACGGCACGGAGGUGACCUGCAGGACACGGAACACGGCAUUAGGAAUGCCAUUUGUUGCUAUUUCCUCCUCCCUCUCUCCAUCGCUUCGCAUGCACCUACCUGUGAGUUUGUUGAUGGAUGAUGCAUCGGCCUUCUCGGCGAGCACAUAGAGGGAGGCCAGGAGGUCACUGACGCCCUUGGGGGUCUGCAUCUUGACGUUGUUCUUGGCAUUCAUCGGCAGCCCCCACUCAGACGCCGCCGCAAACACAGCCUGACACACAGGAGAGAAACAGCAAUACACAAACAGUCGCCCCCCAGCAGUCUUGUUUGUCUUACAUCGAGGCCCCCGUUUCCCUCCUGGCCGCCCUCGUCCUCGUCGCCAUCCUCUUGGUCUUCACUGUCGACGUCGAUCACCUCCCCAUCGCUGUCCGUGUCCAUCGCCGCUGGCGCAACGGCAGCCGCAGCGGCAGCCGCAGCACGGCAGCCGCAGCCGCUGCUGCUGCGGGCGCCUCUGUCGGGCUACUGUCCUUGUUCUUCUUCUUGGUGGUGUCAGUGGUGGUGGCGAGGGCCAUGGUGGGGCGGACGUUGACGUAAGCCGUCACGUCGGGUGAGAGGGCCGGCACGUACUUGAGGUGGUCGAUGAGCUGCUGCACCGUCCACUUGCCGCUGUACGAGGGCAUGCGAUGGUAAGCGCUGAACACAGAGAGGGAGGGAGGGAGGGAUGGAGGGGAAUGUUGGGAGGGGUCUGUCUGUGGGUGUCGAUCUCUUCGAUUUCACCUGAGUAUAUCGACCACGAAGCGAGCGUCCCCCAGAGGCGCCUCGGUCACGCUGAGAUGGAUGGGCGUGUUGCUGUCGUCGGUGCCGCUGCGUGAAAGCGCGAGUGCGAUGAUGUCCACCACACUCAGGCUGGGGUCGCGAAGGCGCAUCUCACAGUUGUCACCAUCCUCACGCAACGACAGGCGAACACGAUCCGACAACAAACCUGAACCACACACACACACAAUACAUACAUAUAAGAGAAGCAGUGCAUCCCAUCCCUCGCCGCCCCCACCGUUCCUCCACACCCAUACCUACCUGAUGCUUUCUGUAUCUUGUGGCUGAGCGUCUUGAGCUUGUGGUCGCUGCCCGCCACCAACUCCAUGUGCCGACUGGUCUGCGUGCCCUGCUUGACGGUGUAGCCCACGGGCAGCUGCAGCUUGAGCUUCACACUCAGGGGGUGGUGACGAACCGUGCACAGGGUGGCUGUGAUGCACGGCAGGGGAGUGUCAGAGCCGCCCCGCUGGUAGGUGGUGAUCUGGGCGGUCGCCCGCAGCUUGAUGCCCACAAACUCGAGAGACUCAUGCAGGGCAAUCGAGCCCAGAGGAAUCGUCAACUGAAGCAGGCAGGAAGGUGGUUUUCUUGUGCAUCAAUAUAUCACUGGGCAAGCAAGAGCGUUGCCGCAGGUGCCAUAGGUACCUGUCCGACACGCAGGACGCGCAGCCCCCACUGGGCGUCAUUGAAUCCAACCGCACGCGCCAAUGCUUCCGGCAAUUGCCUGCACCACAUCACACAUGCAGUGCACACAUCGCGUUCGUCCAGCCAUCCUCUCUCCGUCCGUGGAGUAUGCCUACUUGCGUGUGGUGUUGCUGUUGAGUCUGAUGACCACCCGCUGCCAGUCGGCCUGGCCACCUCCCACACCACACACUGUCGACGACGGCAUCAACACCUCCAGGUCGAAACUGUUGGCACCGACCGCAGCUGUGGCGGCCUGCGGCUGGGGUAGACUGAACCGCCAGUAGACCUGACACGACGGGCAGGUGCGCAGGCCGGUCGUCUUCAUGCGCGCGUCGAAGUGGCUGCACAGACAGUGCCCUGAAUGGAAGGCGACAGAGAGAGGCGAACCUAUGUGUGUAUGUUAGCCUGUCAGUGCAUGUUUGUCGCCCCUCCCCCGCCCCUUACUUACAGUGGUAUUUGUGGUUGCAGGAUGUGUUUUUGACGAUGGGGCAGCUGUCAGCCUUCGGCAGCUUCUUGGGCGCCUCCCCACUGCCGAGCGUCACCAGCGUCAGGUCAGCGCACUGAGCCGCCAUCCCGCCUGCGGCACCCGCUCUGCCGCCCUGCGAGCACUGCAGACACACCGCCUCCAACAGCUGACGGCAAAACCCACAACGGUCGCCAGUGCCAACGACUAACACACACACACACAACCAUCCAUCCAUCACAGUGCAUGGCUUACUCUUCACGUGUCGUGUUGUGUGGCUAUCCAUACCGUCACUGCGAUUGACUAGGUCCGCCUCAUCAAAUCGAUAGGCCAUCUUGGCCCCCGCCGCACACCGACAGUCGCUGUCACAGUCGCCACACGCUCCGAACUCACCCACGUUGGACCGCACGAUGUCGACGGGUUUCUUGUUCUUGCGGGUGGGUCUGGCAGCGGCGGCCGCCGGGAUGUCCCGCAGGGCCAGCUCCUCCUCGAGGAUCUGCUGCUUCAACUCGUCCACCGUGGCCCGGUUGGACACACUGACGGUGCUGGUGCGGUCGAGCGUGGCGUACGUGAACGACACCUGACACACACGGACACACGCAUGGCAUGCAGCGCGGAUGAAUGAGCUCUGCCGCCUGUCGUGUUUGUGUUGGGUGCACCUCUGUUUCCUCCUCGUCUGUUUCCAUUUUGAUGUCCACUGAUCCAUUCCCCUCCACAGCAGCAGCAGCCGCAGCAGCAGCCGCUGCUGGUGCCCCCUUGAGCUGCUUGGCUUUGUGUUCUGGCCCUUCGUGGCUGUCGUCACCUCCUUCGUCUGCACCGUCGACAGAGUGAGGUCGCUUCCGGCCGCGGGUGAGGGGUGGCCCUGCCGCAGCUGCUGCUGGUGGGGCGAGGGGUGGAACGAAUGCUGGAACUGCCACAAACUUGUCACCAUCUUCGCUGCAAGAAGGGAACAGAGAACGAUGGGCGGCGUGCAUUUGCCGGUGUUGUGCUUUUCUUGUUACCAUGCCUCUCUGAUGUUGAUGUCAGCAUCGUAGGUGUCACCGUUGACAAGCAGGUGCUCGACGACCAGCCGCUGUGCGCGAUUGGCCUGAAAGGCAGGGUUGGUCGCAAUCUUUGAGUUGACCUGCAACCCAACCACAGCAGUAAGUCGCCACGCACCAACAAGCAGAUGACCACGUCACACGAUGAAUGGCGCUCCCUGUGGCUGGUGACUCACUUUGCGCAGCACGUCCGCCGCCGUGGUCUCAUCGUUGACAGUGACAACGACCUUCGAGCCGCGCUCCUCGACGGCAACGCCGACGAUGUUCUUGGUGAAGGUCAUUGAUGGAAGAUCACACAAUCAAUCCCACUGACGACGCGUAGCUCAUCGUCGUCCUGCGACGAUCUGGCGCGUAG
Molecule: messenger RNA, 6801 nt
Organism: Vitrella brassicaformis
Lineage: Eukaryota; Vitrellaceae
Source: the annotation of a GenBank genome assembly